Cyphomyrmex costatus is the source of this 1602-nucleotide messenger RNA. RefSeq names its product protein prenyltransferase alpha subunit repeat-containing protein tempura (gene temp). Gene Ontology annotation, molecular function: protein prenyltransferase activity. The transcript has 2 exons. Gene Ontology annotation, biological process: protein prenylation. Bases 95 to 1384 code for a protein of 429 amino acids. The record is from RefSeq and is a predicted model, not a curated record. NCBI's taxonomy places the organism in Eukaryota, Metazoa, Arthropoda, Insecta, Hymenoptera, Formicidae. Gene Ontology annotation, cellular component: cytoplasm.
GUGAGAAGGAAAGGACGCGAAGGGUGGUGUGUCACACUGGCGCGUCCGCCGUCGAUUGAUACAUCCACGAGGGAGAUGUGAUGCGGCUCACACGAUGGUGGACAACGAGUUCCCGGCCGCCGAGAAGAUCCUCCGCGACAUCGAGAACACCGUCCGGAGGAAUCCCACCAUAAGGAGCUUUGUGAUCCUGCCUAUGGAGGACAGCGAGAACCGGUCGCCGGUGUUUCAUCAGGAGGACAGCUUGGGCCUGGCAUCGUGGUGCGUUCAACCUCUUUACGUGUAUACGUAUCGCCGGUUGCUGGAGUAUCGGCGGACGCGUCAUCAACGACGCGAGGAACCCAGUACUGUGGCGAGAUGGCUGCUGGGCGCCCUUCUGUUCAAUCCGAGCGUGACCAUGUUCUGGAAUAUGCGGCGAGAACUGGUGCGCGCUGGCAGGUUGGACCCGCGCGACGAGCUGUCCUUCACACGGCCGGUGCUCUAUCAUACGCCAAAGUGCUUCGAGGCUUUCUCGUAUCGAAGCUGGCUGAUGCCGUUCGUCCUGGACGCAGAGCGGACCGACGUUGCCGAAGCACUCGCGAACGACGAGCUCGAACUCGUGCAGACCUGCGCCGAUCGCUACGCGAACAACUACCACGCGUGGAGCUAUCGACGCCACUUGGUCACCUUGUUUGAGUCUCGCGGUUUACGACAUUUCAGCUUCGAUAGCGAAUGGAUGAGCACGCUCAUUUGGUGCAGGCAACAUGUGUCCGACCAUAGCGCGUACUCCUAUCGGCAGUUCUUGCUGCGAAAGUACAUCCUGGCAGUGGUCUCCUCGGGUAGGGAGACGCACGACAACUCCGGUUAUCGCUCCAUCAGGUACGACGGCCCAUUCCUUUACAUGGGUCGUCACGAUCUCGACGACGACGAACGGACGUUGCUGGAACGUAUUCGCGAGGUUGCGCGUCUGGAGCGUGAUCACGGUUACUUGACCACCGAUGUCCGCAAACUCAGGUGUUAUCUAACGGCGUUGUCAUACUGGACGGAAGAGUGCUUGUAUAACGAACAGUACAUCACCUUGCACGACAAUCACGAGACGUUGUGGUGCCACCGCAGGUUCCUGGCGUACUUGAUCGCUGUUCUCACAGCCGCGUACGCGAAGCACGCCUGUUACCGCGAGGACGAUUUCUGGGACGCUCGGUGUCACGACGAGCCGUCACUUGCAUCGCUCCUUCGCGACAGACGAUUCACUACCGAUGACGACCUGUUAAUGGCGGCUCACGUGAUGCUCAUCAAGUCUUUUUGCUCGGUUAGUGUCGGUAUCAUUGAGAUAGCGGUCAAGCGCCCGCAGGAAAAAAUGUUCAUCGAGAGAUUUUGCAAGUAUCUUGAGAGAAUAGGCUUGCGAUGAUGAGGAUUAAUGUGUGAGAUUUUAAGCUUGAGGCGCGAUGAGCCGAUUACAGGAUUUUUCUUGUUAUCAGGGUGUGUAAAUAUGAAAGUAAUAAGCGUGCAGGCGAUCGUGCAUUGAUGCUCGCGCUAUAAUUUAUAUUAUAAAACAAUUUCUCUCUUUUUUUGUGAUUUCGUACCGUCUAAGUCACGUUAAGACGUAUUCGAUACGUACGAUGUUAU